Messenger RNA from Paramisgurnus dabryanus, 3706 nucleotides. Lineage: Eukaryota; Metazoa; Chordata; Actinopteri; Cypriniformes; Cobitidae. The record is from RefSeq and is a predicted model, not a curated record.
GUAGGUUGUCUACAAACGGAAGGUUGGUGGUUCAAUCCCCGGAUCCACCUGACCAAGUGUCGAGGUGUCCUUGACCAAGACACCUAACCCCAGCUGCUCCCGACGAGUUGGAUGGCGCCUUGCAUGGCUGACACCGCCGUUGGUGAAUGAGUGCGUGAAUGGGUGAAUGUGAGGCAAAACUUGUAAAGUGCUUUGGAGGGACAUUGAUAUGUGAAAGCGCUAUAUAAAUGCAGUCCAUUUACUAUUAAAUUCUAACAGCUUUAAUCUAAUAUUAAAAUAUUCGUGAUAUAUGAUAAAAAUGUUACCUAUGUUAAUUAAAAACAAAUAUACCAGUGCCGUUAUAUCAACAUAAUGUAGUUCUUUCCUGUUUACUAUGGGGAAAAAACAUGCCAGGUUAACUGAGAUCAACUCGAUCAGUCCAAUGAGUUUAACCCGACCCAUGUCGUCACGCGUCCCGUAAUCAGCUUUGAAUUCAGAGACAACGGCGCGUGUACAUCACACUGCGGCAUCCCUUAUGGCGGCAAAUAAGAGUUUCAGCGGAUUACGAGCCGCUUUCCAUACAUUCAGAAGAAAUCAUCAUCACUGUGUGGGAAUAAUAGGCGCACCUUUCUCCAAGGGACAGAGGAGAGAUGGUGUGCAGAGAGGAGCAGAUCUUAUCCGAGCUGCAGGAUUGGUGCAGAAGCUUAAAGUGCAAGGUUGUAUAGUAAAGGAUUAUGGAAAUCUGACGUUUGAAGACAUUCCCAAUGAUGAGCCUUUUGGAACGGUGAAGAUGCCAAGAUCGGUUGGCCGUGCAAAUGAGCUACUUGCAGGAGCUGUGCACAAAGUCAAGAGCGAUGGCAACACUUGUGUGAUGCUGGGAGGAGAUCACAGCUUAGCGAUCGGUUCAAUCUCAGGUCACGCAGCGUCAAGAAAUGAGCUGAGUGUUUUAUGGGUGGAUGCGCAUGCAGACAUCAACACACCUUUGACCACACCGACUGGAAACAUUCACGGCCAGCCGGUGUCUUACCUUAUUCAUGAACUGCAGUCGAAGAUUCCCAUAAUGCCAAAUUUCUCAUGGGUGAAGCCCUGUAUAGCAGCCAAAGACAUUGUGUACAUUGGACUUCGGGAUGUAGACCCAGAAGAACAUUAUAUCCUGCAGUACCUUGGCAUCAAAACCUUUUCCAUGACAGAUGUUGAUCGGCUUGGGAUAGCGAAAGUUAUGGAACAGACGUGCGAUCACAUGUUUUCAAAGGUGAAAAAACCCAUCCACCUCAGUUUUGACAUUGAUGCACUGGACCCCUCAGUAUCACCUGCAACAGGUACACCUGUAGCCGGAGGCCUGACCUAUAGAGAGGGGAUUUAUAUCACCGAACAUAUCUGUCAAACAGGGCUGCUUUCUGCUGUAGAUAUGGUGGAGGUGAACCCACAACAGGGCAGAACAGAGGAUGAGAUUAAAUCAACAGUAACCGCUGCCGUGGAUCUGUUACUGGGCUGUUUCGGUCGGGUCCGCGGAGGCUCUCAUCCACCAGAUUACAAAAUGCCAAAUCCAUAAAUGAAAAGCUUUGCUUUUGUGUAUUAUGGUAUUAAGAAACACAUGGGUAUGGCUUUCUUUCUUUCACAGAGCACAAAAGAUCUCUACUUCUCUUUUCUAUGCAGUACAAUCGGCUUCAGAAAGUAGGAUGCUCCAUAUUGAUUUUAAAGUUUUUGGGUGAUUUGUUCCUUUAAGGAAGGCUGUAAUAGGCGCCAAUCAUAACCCGGCAUGUGAUUCAGAAGCAAAUGUAUCUUUUAUGGAUGUCUAAUGAAGGUGGCAUUCCUACUGUUUUUAAUUUCUAUACAAAGCAUCAAUUUGAAAGACAAAUACAAAAUCUCAGCAGAGAGCAAAGAAUAACUGCUUAAAAUAAAAUGUUCCACUGCUGAUAUGAUUACAUGAAUAGAUACAAAGCUUGCGUGGACUGUUGGGUCAGUAUCAGAUGGCAAUAGUUUAUACUUUCCAUGUGACCUUAACACUGACCAUUGACUAUGUGGUGUACCCAUGUGGUGUAUUAUUGGGUCAUUGACGUAUUUGGGUAGGAGGUGUUCAUCACAGCUGUACCUUUGGAUUUAAAUAUCAGACUGUUUGUUCUGACACAAAUACCCCGUUGCUAAACAGUCCUGCCAGAGCGAGAAGGAAGUGAGGAAUGAUAGGAAAAUAUGACAUAGGGGAUGUGAAUAGGGGAUAGUUCACCCCAAAACCACAUUUUGUCAUGUUGUUUGAUCCCCAAUGUCUUUCUUUGUUCUUCAGAACCCAAAGACAUAUUUCAAAUUUUUUUAUUGUGACCGCCUUGGUCACCAUCCACUCCCAUAGUUAACCAGAAAACCUUUCAAAAGGACCCAAAAGUGUUAAAAAAUUAACUUCACUUGACUUGUGUCAUAUAUUUUAAGUGUCCUGAAGAUAUUCAAAUAUAUACAACUUCCCAGGUGAGAAAAAGUGCUUUAUUUUUAUAUGCUAAUUUUGUACUUAAAGCUGCAAUCCGUACAUUUUCAGUUAAAAAAUAUAAUUUAUUGAAUAUGUAGAUAAAAAAAUCUCCUUUCCCCAAAUCACAAUGGUAAGCUUAUAAUAACAAUUUAUAAUUUGAGCUGUCGGGUCGGUUUUCCAGCAAAACAGUUUGAAAAAGGCCAUUUGUCUUAACCAAAGACAACUCGUAACCAAAUAAGAGGAGCUGGAAAGUUUUGACCCGUGUCUCUCUUUUAGUGCACAUAUCUGUGUGAACAGAGAUUUUGUGCACUAAUUUUGUACUAAAUAUACUAAAAAUUCUUCUUUAAUACUUCUUAAAAACAUCUAAGUGUACUUAUCUGUGCUAUUUUGAGACGACAUGAAUAUGAACUAAAAUCUGCUAAAAAUGUAUUAAGGUACCACAAAUUUGAAUCCAUCUUUGUUUGAAAGAUUGGUUCAGGUUUACUACAAGUGGUAACUAAAUACAUUUUUAAUACAGAGAUGGUAUGGAAAAAGCUAAUUUUAGUUCAUAUUCAUGGUGUCUCGAAAUAGCACAGAUAAGUACACUACAACUGCCUACACAACAGUUCAGACACAGAGAUGUUCAAUAAAAGAGAAACACAGGUCAAGAAUUUUAUCACAAAUUAAAUUAUAUUUGUUUUUUACCAAACACUUUUGCAGGACUGGAGGUAUUUAUAAAACACUUUUGGGUCCUUUAAAGCUUGAGGAGGUCGGUCACCAUCCACUCCCACAGUAAAAAAAAGGCGGGAUCAAACGAUAUGAGGGUAAAUAAUGACAAGGUUUUCAUUAUUGGAUGAACUAACUCUUUAAGCCAUGAGCUCUGUGGUCUGAUGAUCAGAUGUUAAUCUCACAGCUGAGGAUUUAUCCUUCAUAUUGUCCUGCACACGUCACACACAGUAAUGCACCGAUAAGCACCUGUCCUGUCCUGGCCAUCACAGUGGAAAUGAAAUCUGUCUCUGUAAUUGUGCCACCUGUGGGGCAAAUAUUUUAGUGUGACAGCGUGGGUGAUUUAAUGUUGAUUGACUGAAGCACUAGGGCAGGAAAAUGUGCUGUAUUAAGACAGAAAGUCUUGUCUAUCAUAAUCACUAAAUCUAUUUAUACUAACUGGAAGCAUUAAAUGCUCAUUCAGAUGACCGACAGCAUAUCUGUUUUAUCACUUCAAACUCUUUUUGAUUGUCUGUCGCAUUCGAAAUAAAAUAAGUGUACUAUUGAAAUCAUGUGUCAACUGAUUAC